This is a messenger RNA of Trichomycterus rosablanca, 3587 nucleotides long. It is a transcript of the gene rgl3a, whose product is annotated as ral guanine nucleotide dissociation stimulator-like 3a. The record is from RefSeq and is a predicted model, not a curated record. Gene Ontology annotation, biological process: Ras protein signal transduction; positive regulation of GTPase activity. Gene Ontology annotation, cellular component: plasma membrane. Bases 119 to 2302 code for a protein of 727 amino acids. The transcript has 17 exons. NCBI's taxonomy places the organism in Eukaryota, Metazoa, Chordata, Actinopteri, Siluriformes, Trichomycteridae. Gene Ontology annotation, molecular function: guanyl-nucleotide exchange factor activity.
GUAGGUGAAAGUUCUGUGGUAAAUGAUGAGACUGAAAUCACCUGUCAGCACUGAUGGAAACUUUUAGCUUCUAACCGCCUUCAGCACCGCGACUUAGAUCAGUACUGACUGGACCGUAAUGGGAAAAUGGCAGUUAACAAUGGACCCGGUGCAGGAGUGGGGCGAGGAGGUGCAGGAUGGCGUGGUGUACGGCGUGACCCUGCACAGGGAACCUGCUCCUCUCUCUGAGGCGGCGUGCUCCUCCGUUAGCUGUGUGCAGUACAGGACGCUGAAGGUACGGAGGGUGAAGGCGGCCGCGCUGGAGCGACUGGUCUCAGAACUGGUGGAUCCCCAGUGUGACGAGCCCGAUUACGCCCGGAUCUUCCUGUCCACCCACAAAGCCUUCACCUGCACCAAGACCCUGAUCGAGCUGCUCUUUCAGAGGGAAGACAAAUUUACAAACGUAGACAACAGCACGCGUGAGAAAAGGAGUUCUCUCCUCGAUUUGGUGAGGCUGUGGUUGGAGGAGUUCGGCGAGGACUUCAGAGACUCUCCUCACCAUCCCUCACUCGGUCAGCUCCAUCGGCAUCUGCGCCAUCGGCUCUGCUACAGACGCCUCGCUCAGCACGCACAGAGUCUCUUACACACCUUUCAGGAGGAAGACACGCGAGUUAAGACUGAGGGGUCAAAGGUCGCCGGAGUUCCGGUAGAGGCUGAGGGCGGCCAGGAGGAAACGGCGAGUCUGCUGAGCUUCUCCGCCCGCGACAUCGCCGAGGAGCUCACGCGACUGGACGCCGCUCUGUUCGUGCGCGUGGUUCCGUUCCACUGUCUGGGCUGCGUCUGGUCUCAGAGGGAUAAGAAGGAGAAUCGGAGCCUGGCGCCCGGCGUGCGCGCCACCAUCGCCCAGUUCAACUCCGUCACCAACCGGGUCAUCACCUCGCUGCUGUGCCCGACCCCCACGCCCGCCGCCUCUGGCUCAGACUCGCCCAAACCACCCCCAUCACCCAAAGCUCAGAGGUCACCCAGGUCACCCAGACUGCAGUCCCAGCUCCACGCUCAGCUGGCCAGCUGUGCCCAGCGUGCCCGUAUCAUCGAGAGAUGGAUCUCUGUAGCUCAGGAGUGCCAUCAGCUGAGAAACUUCUCCUCUCUACGUGCCAUCCUGUCUGCUCUACAGUCCAACUCUGUGUACCGCCUCAAAAAGACCUGGACUGUGGUCAGCAGGGAGAGUGUGACCACGUUCGAUCAGCUGUGUGAGAACUUCCCUGAUGAGAACUGUGUACUGACCAACAAAGAGAUCCUGGAGGACGGGAACCAGCAGAGCGAGGAGGAGCAGUCUACUGCCGUCAAAUCCCCCAAAAACAGCCCCACUCCCAAAAGCACGAGCUGCAGCGGGGCGGAAGUACCGUACCUGGGGACGUACCUGACCGUCCUGACUAUGUUGGACACGGCGUUACCCGACACUCUAGAGGGAGGACUGAUUAACUUUGAGAAGCGCAGGAGAGAGUUCGAGGUUCUGGCUCAGAUUCGGCAGCUGCAGGCGUCGUGCUCGCUCUACUCCGUACCGCCCCGCCCCUGCGUCUCCGCCCUGCUCUGCGGCUGCACCGCUCUCUCAGACCAGCAGAGUCAUGAUUUAUCCAGAGAGCUGGAGCCCCCGAUCGAUACCUGUCCUGGGUCACCGGGCUGGAGCCAACGCCUCAUCACCAAAAAACUGGGCUCGUUGUUGAGCAGCACCGAGAGCUCCGGGAAGAAAACCUCCUCAGAUCAGAUCAGUGUUUCCUCCUCAGGAUCCAGCAGCUCCGAACUGGAGGAACUUUCCUCUCCCAUCAGGCCAAAAUCACAGUCUGGAUCGGGCGUGAUCACCUCACCAGACUCGUCUGGCUCGAGUCCCGUCUCACACAGCUCCUCUCAGUCUGAUCUCUCGGGUCUGAGCUCCGACGGAUCGUCUCCUUCAUCCUCAUCCUCGUCCUCGUCCUCUCCAUCACCCGCCAGCUGUAAGCUGAGCGCUGAUAGCUGCAUCAUCAGGGUCAGUAUGGAGCUGGACAGUGGGAACCUCUACAAGAGCAUCCUGAUUACCAGUCAGGAUAAAACCAGUCAGGUGAUACAGAGAGCUCUGGAUAAACACAACAUGGAGAACACGAGCUGCAACGACUUCAAUCUGGUCCAGAUCCUCCCCAGUGAUAAAGAACUGGCGCUGCCCGAUAAAUCCAACGUUUUCUACGCCAUGUGUCCCGCCAACAACGAGUUUGUGCUACGCCGGCGCUGGAGGAGCCACGCCCCGUGCCCCAGCCCCGCCAGUCUGCACAGGGGCGGUCACACCAAGUAACGGCACCACCUGCUGGCCUGGAUCUGCAUGUAUCAGCAUGCAGGGCUCCGUCCCAGACCAUGAAUUAGACUCGGUGUACUGAAACUCAGCCUCCCUCCCCUCUCCCUAAAGAGCUCUUACAGCUGAUGGGCGUGUACAGAUCUACAAACGCGCCAAGUUUUAUUGGUCGUUAGUGAUGUUAGUGAUGUCAUCAGGGUGGCGCAGCGGGCACGUGCCCAAACGAGACGAUUUUAUACCCAAUUCGGUCCCACGUUGAACAUUAAAGCUGCAGUAUGUGAUCCUGAGCAGUUUAAGAAGCAGGUUAAGCUCAUAAGGUCAGACCAUGAUUGUGAAAGAUCAGCUCCAAAUGCGACGACUCGCUCUCCACGGUCAGCAGUUGUGUUCCAAAAGCUUUGCCUUUAAAUCAAACCCAAUUCAUCUCAGACAGAGCUGUUCCUGCUCUGUGUUGGCAUGAUGGCACAGCUGGUGAAGUGGCAUCCAAUCAGUGUCUGAGAUUAGAUCGGUCGCUUUAAAUCGAUCGAAGGUGCGACCGUCACCCUGUGAUACACUGGGAGUGUUUCUGGGUACCACCGGACUCUCCACGACCCUGACCAGGAGCAAAUUGAUACCAAAGACAAAUGAAUGAACUCCGCCCUGUUAGGGGUCGACACCUGCUUCCUCUGAGACGUGUACCAUCACUUAUAUUCCCAUCACAGUUGAGAAAUGUGAUUGUGGUGGGCGUGGCCUGUGUGCUGAAGGUUCCUGUGGGGAACUGGAACUCCAGUGUGAUUCCAGUAGUGACGUUGUGAGUGUCUCUGUAUUUCUGACCGUGUUUAUCACUGAGCUGGUAUAAAGUUACGUACUGCAGCUUUAAAGCUCCGCUCUGUAGCCGCGCCGCUCCUGCUGAAGGAUUUAAAGCUUCUGUAUGUGAUCUGUACAGCCUGUUCGGCCGUGUACACUAGUGUAGAUGUAAAUAGUACAGAUAUUUAUUAGAGUAACUGUUGUAUAAUAAUAAUAUUGCAUAAUGCAGUGAUUUAUUUACUUUAAUAAAGCUUUUAUUUAUUUUAUUCUGUGUAGAAACACAGACUCUCUAACGGCAUUUAAAACUAAUAUGAAUAAAAUUUUCCUUUAAAACGUCAUCAGCAUGAUUUGCUUAAUUUCUUUUUAUAGUGGAAUUAAAAAUCCUGGUUUCUGAUUGGCGGCUGAUUUUCUUUCUUCAUUCUGACGUUUGAUGUGGGGGAGUGUGUGUAUCAUUAUGUUUUAAUACAGAUACAGUUUAUUGUUUUUAUUAAACAGAUUAAAUGAA